Coregonus sp. 'balchen' is the source of this 3502-nucleotide messenger RNA. Lineage: Eukaryota; Metazoa; Chordata; Actinopteri; Salmoniformes; Salmonidae. The record is from the annotation of a GenBank genome assembly.
UAGUAGUACACGUCCACAGUAAAACAGAAAAAAGCCUACGCGGCUCAGCAUUAAAGAUGCAAAGGUAAGUAACAUUUUUAAUAUCUGUACUUCAGGUAAACAGAGAGAAUGUUCUGGUAAUCUGCAGACUAUAGUAGUUGUAGUUAAAUUGAUAACUGUACAAUAGAGUUCGAAAUUGAUAUUUCCAUGGGCUCGGCUAUGCUUAGUGAAUGUACUGUGCUUUUAGGCUACUGCAAAAAACAAUGUUACAGAUUUAAUUGAUUGUUGCGAGGUAGUGCAAUGGUAGUCUCUCUCUCUUUCUGUGGAAUUAAGACGUGCUCUUUCAAUGACAAUUCGCUCACCAAUUUUGCAGCUACUGCCCCUCUUUUCUUAAGUAUGUAACGUUAGGCUAUCUGCUUUCUCCUUGCAUGAUUCAGCUGCAAACCCAAACCUCAGUUCGCUGACUGGCUGAUUGAACAGGUGCGGACCGAGCAAUACGCCGGGUUGACCUUUAUGGACAACAAGAAGUUCAGAGUCCCGUGGAAACACAAUUCUAGGAAGGACUGCUCCGAGGACGACUGUAAAAUAUUCAGGGUAAGGAAUAUAUGGUGGACGGUGGCCAGAGCUUUGCAGAAAUUCAAGGAAAUAGAGGGUGUGGUUUGAUUGUAAACUGAUUCAUGACAUUUGUAUAUAUAUAUAUAUAUAUAUAUACAAAACUCGUUAUGAUGACACUUCAAUUCUCUGGUUACAGGCAUGGGCAGUGGUCAGCGGUAAAAUCAAUGAGCAUCCCAAUGACAAGGCAAAGUGGAAGACCAACUUCCGCUGUGCACUGAACAACCUGACCAAGCGUUUCAAGAUGGUGGAAGACCACUCCAAGGACUCAAAAGACCCACAUAAAGUCUACCUGGUCAUCAAUGAGUGUAAGAUCACUAAGGCUUGUGUAACUUCUCUAAAGUGCCACAACUGUUAGCCUGCUGAACUUGAGUCUCUUCUUGCCCCAAUUUUUAAAAUUGAUUAAUGUUUUUUUUUGUUACAGAUAACUAUGAGAGCCCGCACAUAGAAGAAAUCACUCUGGAGGACUAUGACAUUGACAUCUUCAGCUCUCUCACCCCUACAGACUACAUCCCCCCAGGCAUGGAGGUACAGUAACAUUACAUCUAUAUUGAACCAGGAGCUGGUUCUUUAACCCUGAUUCUAGUCUUUUUUUUUUUGGGACAAACUUAUGUUAAAUCAGUGAAAUUUUUUUUUCUCCAAACAGCAUGAUGAAAUGCUUAACUUUAGCAACCUAACCUUGAACACCCAAGACCUGACCCAACACACAGGUACAGCACCUCCCCACCUGCAGAAAGUAACCCAUUACAAUGGGUUGUUAAUUACAAACAUUUAAAUACAAAUUCUGGAGAAAGCUUUCUAACGACGGGACAAGUUUUCAACUCUUCCUUUCUUCUUCUCCACAGAGGAGCAGCAGUGGACAGAGAAUUAUAUACCGGUACACACACACUACCCAGUGGUACCAGAAGACUGCUACCCCAUCCAGCCUCUACCAGAGCCCCAGCCAGUCUCACAACCAGUCCUAAUACAGCAGCCAUACUACGACGGUAUGCCAGGGCCAUACUUCCACAAGUCAAUGAAAAAGGGACAAUCCACACAUCCAACUUGUUGUUAUUGUGUAAAUAACAUUUUACCAUGUAAUUUCUGUAUUGUAAAAUAAAGUGAAUUUCACUCAUAUAGUACAAUGUGACCUAUUUGAUGACCUUUCCUAUCUCCCCCACAGUGAACCAGGAUGCCCUGCUCAACCCGCCUGCGGUCCACCCAUCUCUCUUGGACCUGGAGAUCACCAUCUCCUACAGGAGGAAAGAGAUGCUGAAGACCCAGGUGUCAUGCCCCAGGGUUCAGCUCCACUACCAGUGUGACGCUCUCGAGCCCAACACCCAGCCCCUCUGCUUCCCCAGCACUGACGGCCUGCCGGACCACAAACAGGUACAGUACAGCAGCACACCUGGUGCUGCUACCAUUCACCUGCACUACUAUCUGUGGUUCUGUGUACUUACCUGUGGUUUUCCAAUAUGUGUCUUUAUUAAAUUAUAUGCAACUGAAACUGACUGGUCAAUUCACUAGCAAUGUACAUAGCAACAAGACUCACUGGCGACACGCAAAACCACUACAUUUUAUUCCAAGACUAACUUCUUUGUGCCUCCAUUUACACCAGAUUGAAUACACCAACCACAUCCUAGAAAGCGUCCAAAGGGGUCUUCUCCUGGAGGUACGAAACACUGGUAUCUAUGGUUACCGGCAGGACAAGUGCCACGUGUUCUCCAGUACUAGCGACCCCAGAGAGGCACACCCUGAACCCAGGAAGAUGCCCCAUAAUGAAAUGGUACAACUGUUGAGCUUCCAGCAGUACGAAAAUGGUAAGUAUGGCUCACUGGCCGACACAUAAACACACAAACCCAGCUAUAUGCACACACACAAACCCAGCUAUACACACACGUAUACUGGUACACACAUUUCUCUAAGACAUGUAUCCACUGUCUGUCAGCGCUUUGACAACCAUCAACCUUUUCAGAGCUGAUAGCGUUUAAGGAGAACAGGCGAGGCUCUCCUGACUAUACCAUCCACAUGUGCUUCGGCGAGAAGUUCCCAGACGGAAAACCCCUGGAGAAGAAACUCAUUGUCGUCAAGGUAACCCUCUCUCUCAUGAGCUUUAACCAGUAAGGCAACAGGCAGAAUACUAACACACCCUAGAACGGGGCUCUCAACCCUAUUCCUGGAGAGCUACCAUCCUGUAGGUUUUCGCUCCAAAAGCUAAUCUUGCACACCUGACUAGAAUAAUUAGUUAGUUGAUAAACUGAAUCAGGUUAGUUACAACUGGGGUUGGAGCGAAAACCUACAGGAGGUUAGCUCUCCAGGAACAGGGUUGGAGAGCCCUGCCCUAGAACAAACCUACUAUAUACAGUAUGUAUACAUUCCUAUGUAAUAUGUUGUAUAAUCCAGUUGCACAUCCUAAUUUUGAAAUGUCUUCUCUCCACCUCUUGUUUCUCAUUCCCUCUCCAUCCCUUCCCCUCUCUCUCCUAUUCCCAUUCCCUUCUCUCCUCUCUGCUUUUCCAGGUGGUUCCCCUGAUCUGUCGUUACUUCCACGAGGUGGCCCAAGGGGAGGGGGCAUCGUCCCUCCAGAACGACAACGUCAGCCUGCAGAUCUCCCACCACAACAGCCUGAUGGAGCUCAUCAAUUCCGCCUGGCCCGACGGCCCACAGCACGACAUGGGGCAAUACUUAAUCUAGACCACCAAUGGUACCACAUCACCACCCACCCAGCCAGCUCCUAUCUAGGACUGGUACCGUAUUACUAAAUUGAAUCUUCCCACAGGAAAUCCAUGUUUACAAAAAGUAUAUAUGAUGCAAUUAUCUGAUCUCUAAUUAUGUGUACAAUUCAAAUUUGUAGAUCUUUGAAAGUCAGACAAAUGUUGAGCAUUAGAUCAUUGUUCCUGGACCGCUACCGUCCUAUAGGUUUUCACUCCAACCC